AUGUUGGUUGGUACCCCCCACCUGCUGACACUAGAUGAAGCUGAUGCCACCUGGACCCUCAUCAAGGAUAAGGUCAUUGAGGAGCGCUUUGGGCCCGGCGUAGUGGCAGUACCUUUCCUGUCGGAUGCAGCCUGCUAUGACCUACUGGGGGUGCUAGUGAAACAGUCCCGCCCAGCCCAUACCCGCCUGGCUUUGCCAGGUCGCCAGGGUCGGCGGGCACUGCAACCAGUGGGGCCACUGCCAAGCCUCCUGGAGCAGACAGGGUCUGAGGGUACUUUUGCCUACUGUACUCGAGAAUACUCACCAAAUGACCGGGCAGAGAUAACCUAUGAAGAGAUGCGACUGUUGGAUGGACAGCCCUGCCGAAUCCGCUUACAUUUGGGUGGUCUGCGCAAGAAGGUGGCCUUCCUGCUGCUACCACCAGGGCAGGUUAGCCUACAGCAGACUCUUUCUUGGCUCCGAGGCACCCACAGCAUCUAUGUCAUCUACCAGGUCUUCUCCUGCUCCUGGCUGCAGCUGGGGCUAUUGCCCACGGCCCGUGAGCCCCAGCUGCUUCGGUUACAGCGGUCACUGCCUAUUGCCUUCUCCUGCCUCAAGUUUUCACUGCAGCCCAAGGGUGUGCUGGGACCACAGAAGCCCCUGAACAAGGACCCAUUGCCCCAUGGGGCCAACUGGGUCAGACCCAACCUUAGCAUCAUGCCACCUCUGGCGCCCACAUUAGCCCCUGCUAAUAUCCCCGAAGCUGCUGCUGUACCCCCACCUGUACCAACCCCAUCGACACCACCUCCCCAGGAAGGGCCAGAGGGCAGACCCACCAGAUUCUCCUACAAGGGCCGAAACCCCUUCCGGAGGGGACCACUGAUGCUGUCAGAAAACUGGCUCUUCAGCCCCCGCAGCCCCCCACCAGGAGCCCAGGGUGGGGGCCCCGGGGACCCCGACCGGCACUCCAUGUCCCUGCCCCUGCUGCAGGGUCUGUCCUCGGAGUUCGACAGCGACGACUGAGGCUGAGGCAAGAGAUGCAGGGGGCAAGGCCCCCAAGAUCUGGCAUAGGGAUACUG
Loxodonta africana (African savanna elephant) is the source of this 1058-nucleotide messenger RNA. It is a transcript of the gene C7H11orf42, whose product is annotated as chromosome 7 C11orf42 homolog. The transcript has 3 exons. NCBI's taxonomy places the organism in Eukaryota, Metazoa, Chordata, Mammalia, Proboscidea, Elephantidae. The record is from RefSeq and is a predicted model, not a curated record. Bases 1 to 1002 code for a protein of 333 amino acids.